Protopterus annectens (West African lungfish) is the source of this 762-nucleotide messenger RNA. RefSeq names its product deubiquitinase MYSM1-like. Lineage: Eukaryota; Metazoa; Chordata; Ceratodontiformes; Protopteridae. Gene Ontology annotation, molecular function: metallopeptidase activity; polyubiquitin modification-dependent protein binding. The transcript is spliced from 5 exons. The record is from RefSeq and is a predicted model, not a curated record. Gene Ontology annotation, biological process: double-strand break repair. Gene Ontology annotation, cellular component: BRCA1-A complex; BRISC complex. Bases 36 to 677 code for a protein of 213 amino acids.
AUACUGCAGAGCCUUGUAAUAGUCUCAGCACAGGAAUGCAAUGUGAAAUGGAUCCAGUUUCACAAACCCAAGCCUCAGAGACCCUGGCUCGUAGAGGAUUCAGCCUAGUUGGAUGGUAUCAUUCCCACCCUGCCUUUGACCCCAAUCCUUCUGUCAGAGAUAUUGACACUCAAGCCAAGUAUCAGACUUAUUUCUCUCGAGGUGGUGCUCAGUUUGUUGGGAUGAUCAUAAGUCCAUAUAAUCAACGCAACCCUUCACUGUACUCGCAGAUUACCUGUUUGCUUAUUAGCGAGGAACUCAGUACUGAUGGAUCUUUUCGUCUUCCAUACAAGUUUAAAAUACUACAAACACCAGAUGAGCCUCAGUGGACAUUAGUAUUGAAGAAAGCACAGUGGAUAGUGGAAAAUUAUAGGCAAUCCCAAGGUAGGGUUCCUAUGGAGAGCAUCUUUCACAGAGAGUCUGGUUUGACCUGUCUUCAAAAAAUGAUGGAAUGUAUGAGGAGGACUUUGGAAAACCUGACUAGCAACAUGCUAGCUGAAGAAUUCAUGACUCAGAUAGAGCAUGUGUUCCACACAAAUUACCAAGCCAUGGAAGAAAGUGGCAACCUAGAGGACCCACCUGCUCCAACAUCUGAAGAAUGUUUAACAGAACAAAUAAGGAGGGAAAAUGAAACAUGAGCUCAUUAUCUAAAAAUGUUAAUUUUGGGGUAGCUUGCUCUCCACGUCUUUGUCCUGCCUAAGAAAUAAAUAUCACAGUAUUUUU